Hyla sarda is the source of this 713-nucleotide messenger RNA. RefSeq names its product solute carrier family 2, facilitated glucose transporter member 4-like. Gene Ontology annotation, biological process: monosaccharide transmembrane transport. The record is from RefSeq and is a predicted model, not a curated record. Gene Ontology annotation, cellular component: membrane. The annotation marks the transcript as partial. Gene Ontology annotation, molecular function: hexose transmembrane transporter activity. NCBI's taxonomy places the organism in Eukaryota, Metazoa, Chordata, Amphibia, Anura, Hylidae. The transcript is spliced from 5 exons.
AGUCGCCCUCUCUUGUGCACUCUCCGUCUCUCUAGCCCUCCUUUAGUUUCAGAAGUUUCUCCCCUCCCCCUCCCUCUCACUUCUUUUCGCCUUAUAACAAGGUCAGUGAAGGAUUCCUCGGAAUAUUCCGCACCCUGUGAGGGAACAUUAUGCCCUUUGGAGGAUUCCAGCCCAUUGAUGGGGGGCAGCAGGUCGUCCCCCGCACGGCGGUCACCAGGACGCUGGUUCUGUCCAUCUUCACCGCCAUCCUGGGAUCAUUCCAAUUUGGAUACAAUAUCGGUGUCAUCAACGCUCCGCAAAAGAUCAUUGAGCAAAGUUACAAUGAAUCCUACAUCAGCCGUCAUGCUCCACAUUCGCAGUCUAUGGACCCCGGACUCCUGCGGACCCUGUGGUCUCUGUCUGUGGCCAUCUUUUCCAUCGGUGGGAUGGCGUCCUCACUCUGUGUUGGAGUCGUGUCUCAGUGGCUCGGACGGAAACGCGCGAUGAUCGUCAAUAACAUCUUUGCCUUUCUUGGGGGGAGCUUGAUGGGGUUAACCCAGAUCAGUCAAUCCUACGAGAUGAUGAUCAUCGGGAGAUUUCUCAUUGGAGCGUAUUCAGGUCUGGCGUCUGGUUUGGUCCCAAUGUAUGUGGGUGAGAUUUCUCCGACACAUCUACGAGGGGCCCUUGGGACCCUACAUCAGCUCAGUCUCGUGAUAGGUAUUCUGGUCGCUCAG